CAAAUUUCAAGAGGAAAUCAUGAAGAACUUAGUUUUAUUGGCUAUUGUAUUGAUUUCCUGUUGUUUCGUGACUAUUACCGAGUCAAAGUGUCUUGCAAACUUGCCAGAGUCAACUCCGGUCCCUGGAGACUGUAGUUCGUACCCGACAGCCAAAUUUCUGAGUCAGAAAGACCAAAGAAUAACGUAUUCAUUUCGAACAAUGCCUGUGUCUAACGACUCUCCCUGUAUUCGGGGCACUCCAAAAUGUGAGGUCGCUGACCCCGCAACUUGUGGCCAGCUCUCUUUACACUAUAUCACCACUUCGGGAGAGUCGAAAGCGUUCGAUACGCUGAAUAAUCAAUCGAUUACUGAAUUUCUCGCAUGUCAAAGUGACGGGCUCUGGGGAACUACGGCGGCAGAGAAGUUCACCGAGUUGUGGUGCGAGUGCAGUUUGAACCCUUAAAUGUAUGUGUGUUAAUAUGUUUGUGUUAAUAAAGAAACAAAGUUUUU
Molecule: messenger RNA, 489 nt
Organism: Caenorhabditis elegans
Lineage: Eukaryota; Metazoa; Nematoda; Chromadorea; Rhabditida; Rhabditidae
Gene: F54D12.9
Product: DUF281 domain-containing protein
Exons: 4
Coding region: 20-442 (140 amino acids)
Source: RefSeq, marked reviewed